AUAGCCAUAUAUGUGGACACUCUUCGCGAGUGUUACGAGGCGUUUGUGAUCUACAGUUUCAUGAAGUAUUUGCUGAACUUUCUGUUCCACGAGAUGGACCUCGAGGUGACCAUAGAGUGCAAGCCUGGAGUGCAACACCUGUUCCCCCUGUGCUUUCUGGCCCCCUGUGUGGGCGGUCGCAGGUUUCUCGAGCGAUGCAAACACGGGAUCCUUCAGUAUGUGGUCGUCAGGCCCUGCACUACAUUCCUCGCACUAUUCUUCGAAAUACUGGGAGUUUAUGGUGAGGGACACUAUGGGCCGGGAAAUGCCUACCCAUACCUACUGGUCAUUAACAAUAUCUCACAAAUGAUAGCGAUGUACUGUUUGGUCAUAUUCUACACGACCUAUAAGUAUGAAUUGGCGCCAAUGAGACCUCUGCCUAAGUUCUUAAGCAUCAAAGCCGUUGUUUUCUUCUCGUUUUUUCAGGGAGUAGUGAUAUCUAUAUUCAUUCAACUCGGAAUCAUUACUCAAGCCUUCAUUCCCGAAGGUAUCAAAACAGAUGAUCACCACACCAUCAUUGCCCGCAACUUUCAGGAUUUCCUCAUCUGCUUCGAGAUGUUAGUGGCCGCCAUCGUGCACUUGUAUGCCUUCUCGCACAAGCCUUUCGUCGAUCUCGCGGCAGUGAAUGAUCCCAUUUGUCUGAGUCUUAUGCGGAUCAUUGAUUUGACAGAUGAGAGGACAGACAUCUCCGAUCAUUUUAGACAAAUCAGAAUUCGGUUAAGGGAUGUGUUUGGACGCANUGUUUAA
Messenger RNA from Oppiella nova, 786 nucleotides. NCBI's taxonomy places the organism in Eukaryota, Metazoa, Arthropoda, Arachnida, Sarcoptiformes, Oppiidae. The record is from the annotation of a GenBank genome assembly.